Molecule: messenger RNA, 1491 nt
Organism: Rhinolophus ferrumequinum (greater horseshoe bat)
Lineage: Eukaryota; Metazoa; Chordata; Mammalia; Chiroptera; Rhinolophidae
Gene: PSMD13
Product: proteasome 26S subunit, non-ATPase 13
Exons: 13
Coding region: 39-1169 (376 amino acids)
Biological process (GO): ubiquitin-dependent protein catabolic process
Cellular component (GO): cytosol; nucleus; proteasome regulatory particle, lid subcomplex
Molecular function (GO): structural molecule activity
Source: RefSeq, a predicted model, not a curated record
UUCUCGGUGGUACCGCUGUCUUCGGUCUUUCUGCCGUCAUGAAGGACGUACCCGGCUUCCUCCAGCAGAGCCAGAGCUCCGGGCCCGGCCAGGCGGCCGUGUGGCACCGUCUGGAGGAGCUCUACACGAAGAAGUUGUGGCAUCAGCUGACUCUUCAGGUGCUUGAUUUUGUGCAAGACCCGUGCUUUGCCCAAGGAGAUGGUCUCAUUAAGCUUUAUGAAAACUUCAUUAGUGAAUUUGAACACAGGGUGAACCCUUUGUCCCUGGUAGAAAUCAUUCUUCAUGUCGUGAGACAGAUGACCGAUCCUAAUGUGGCUCUUACUUUUCUGGAAAAGACUCGUGAGAAGGUGAAAAGCAGCGAUGAGGCGGUGAUCCUGUGUAAAACUGCAAUUGGAGCUCUAAAAUUAAACAUUGGGGAUCUACAGGUUACAAAGGAAACCAUUGAAGACGUGGAGGAAAUGCUCCACAACCUGCCUGGUGUGACGUCAGUUCACAGUCGUUUCUACGAUCUGUCCAGCAAAUACUAUCAGACCAUUGGGAACCAUGCCUCCUACUACAAGGACGCGCUGCGGUUCCUGGGCUGUGUCGACAUCCGGGACCUGCCAGCUCCAGAACAGCAGGAGAGAGCGUUCACGCUGGGGCUGGCGGGUCUUCUCGGCGAGGGAGUGUUUAACUUUGGAGAACUCCUCAUGCACCCUGUGCUGGAGUCGCUGAGGGACACCGACCGGCAGUGGCUGAUUGACACCUUGUACGCCUUCAACAGUGGCAACGUGGAGAGAUUCCAGUCUCUGAGGGCCGCCUGGGGCCAACAGCCUGACUUAGCCGCCAAUGAAGCCCAGCUGCUGAGGAAAAUCCAGCUGCUGUGCCUCAUGGAGAUGACUUUCACACGACCUGCCAAUCACAGACAACUCACUUUUGAAGAAAUUGCCAAAAGUGCUAAAAUCAGUGUGAACGAGGUGGAGCUGCUGGUGAUGAAGGCGCUCUCGGCGGGACUGGUGAAAGGCAGCAUUGAUGAGGUGGACAAGCGAGUCCUCAUGACGUGGGUGCAGCCCCGCGUGUUGGAUUUGCAGCAGAUCAAGGGGAUGCGAGACCGCUUGGAGUCCUGGUGCGGGGACGUGAAGAGCAUGGAGAUGCUGGUGCAGCACCAGGCCCAGGACGUCCUCACCUAGUGCCCUCGGCCCGCCCGGGGGCCUCAGGCCGACGCAGCUGUGGCUGGGCUGUUUACUGGGGGGAAGGCGUCUGCUUGGAGAGGAGACGGUUCUUGCUAUGAACACAGGACUGUGGUUAUGGAGCCCGGCUGUAGGCAGAAGCCCCCUCAGUGGGCGUCUCCUGUGGCCUGCAGGGGGGUGGGGACACUGGGUCUCUGGUGAUGAGGCAGGCGGAAGGGUGGGCACCCCAGGAAUGGGAAGGAGUGGCCUCAAGGUGUGUCCCUCCACCCACAUGUGUGAAUAUUGAGACUUCCUGCAAUAAACAUCUGUGCUUUGUCCUGCC